This is a messenger RNA of Trichechus manatus latirostris (Florida manatee), 1964 nucleotides long. RefSeq names its product transcobalamin 2 (gene TCN2). NCBI's taxonomy places the organism in Eukaryota, Metazoa, Chordata, Mammalia, Sirenia, Trichechidae. Gene Ontology annotation, molecular function: cobalamin binding. Bases 179 to 1483 code for a protein of 434 amino acids. The transcript is spliced from 9 exons. Gene Ontology annotation, biological process: cobalamin transport. The record is from RefSeq and is a predicted model, not a curated record.
CCCGUGACAACAGACCUUUCCCCCUUCUCUCAGCUGACUUAGCAGCAGUGCUGCUGGGUGUGGAAGAUUAAUCUGUGACUGGAAGCUGCCUCUUUCAGAGCAGUGACCUGCUGUAGUCAGCACAGCCUCUGCAAGCCUGGCCCAGGAGUCUGCCCACUGCUGGCCCCCUGCUCCUUCCAUGGGGCGCCUUGCGGUCCUCCUCUUCCUGCUGGGGAUGCUGGGGGCUCUUGCCGAGCGCUGUGAAAUGCCAGAGGUGGACAGCAAGCUGGUGGAGAUGCUGGGCCAGCACCUCUUGCCCUGGAUGGAGCAGCUGUCCCAGGAGAAGCUGAACCCCAGCAUCUACGUGGGCCUGCGCCUCUCCAGCCUGCAGGCCAAGGGCAAGGAGGCCCUGUACCUGCACAGCCUCAAGCUCCACUACCAACAAAGCCUACUGGGGUCUGCCUCCAGUGAUGGUGACGACAACAGCAACUUCCAGGCUAAGCCCUCCAUGGGCCAGCUGGCCCUCUACCUGCUUGCUCUCAGAGCCAACUGCGAGUUCGUUGGGGGCCACAAAGGGGACAGGCUGGUCUCACAGCUCAAGAGGUUCCUGGAGGAUGAGAAGAGGGCCAUUGGGCACGAUCACAAGGGCCACCCCCACACCAGCUACUACCAGUACGGCUUGGCCAUCCUGGCCCUGUGUGUUCACCAGAAGCGGGUCCAUGACAGUGUGGUGGGCAAACUCCUGCACGCCGUGGAACACGACCACCCUUUGCACCAGGGCCACCUCUCUGUGGACACGGUGGCCAUGGCAGGCUUGGCCUUCACCUGUCUGAAACGCUCCAACCUCAACCCCGAGCAGAGAGAACGGAUCACCCUGGCCAUCAGGACAGUGCGGGAGAACGUCCUGCGGGCCCAGACACCUGAAGGCUACUUUGGGAAUAUUUAUAGCACGCCACUGGCACUGCAGUUGCUGAUGACCUCCUCCGUGUCCAGAGUGGGGCUGGGCACAGCGUGCCACAAGGCAAGGGCUGCCCUCCUGGCCAGGCUGCAGGACGGGACCUUCCAGAAUGCUCUCAUGAUUUCCCAGCUGCUGCCUGCCCUGAACCACAAGAGCUACGUGGAUCUCAUCUCCCCAGACUGCCUGGCAACAAGAGCCAUGUUGGAACCAGCUACUGAAACCCAUUUACAAACUCAAGUCCCAGAAUACAUCAGGGUCAUGCUGAAGGUCUCCAGUGUCUUGCCACCGUACAAGCACUCCAUCCCUGUCCCUGCGGGGUCCUCCUUGGAGGAUGUCCUGAAGAAGGCCCAGGAGCUAGGACCAUUCACGUAUGAAACACAGGCCUCCUUGUCAGGCCCCUACUUGAUCUCUGUGAUGGGGAAAAAGGUUGGGAAACGGGAGUUCUGGCAGCUUCUCCAAGCCCCUGACACCCCCUUGCUACAAGGUAUUGCUGACUACAGACCCAAGGAUGGAGAAACCAUCGAGUUGAGGCUGGUUAGCUGGUAGCCCCUGGGCUCACUCACCCUGGCAGCCCCGUGCACCUCUGGGUCUUUGCCCUUCCUCCAGAUGUCCCUGUAACAGGCAUUGCCUGACCCUCUGCCAUCUCCUGUGCACUUGCCCUGGAUCACCCCAGCUACCACCCCUGCCAGGGUCCUAAGCCAAGGCCCCCUGGAGCAGAGAGCCAAGCACCUUCCUCCAAAAGUCUCUGAGCCUGGGUCUGGAGCAGUCUGGCAUCCCAGGAAGGUCACCAUGGUCUGAAGGGCAUGAAGAGUCUCAGCCUCUUCUGGCAGAAAGAGAAGUCACUGGUCGACCCCUGGUGUCAUGAGUACCGCACUCUGGGAUUUUGGUCCUGCAGGAGGCCUCGGUGGUGGCUGCAGCUCUCACCCCAGCACUCCACUUUCGGCCUGGGCGAUACUCCAGGAUCACUGUGGCAUAGGAACUGGCCAGGACUCCACAGGCUGCUCAGUGCCCACCUCCUAAAUGAUUA